Messenger RNA from Anthonomus grandis grandis, 1540 nucleotides. RefSeq names its product dynein regulatory complex protein 10-like. The record is from RefSeq and is a predicted model, not a curated record. NCBI's taxonomy places the organism in Eukaryota, Metazoa, Arthropoda, Insecta, Coleoptera, Curculionidae. The transcript has a single exon. Gene Ontology annotation, molecular function: protein binding. Bases 73 to 1473 code for a protein of 466 amino acids.
UUGAUUAUUAAGGUUAGCAAUUCAAAAAUCUCUAAUUUUUGUUUAAAUAAAAAAUCUAAAUAUUGCAUAAGAAUGACUACAAAAGAGAUAGUUAUGAAUUAUAUGAAGAAAAGACGCAAGCCAUUUAAUUCAAUUAUAGAUCAUGGGGAUAAAGAUGAUAACUUUGAGGAUCUUGAUUUAGAAAGACCCGAAAGUUUAACACCAAUGGAAAUGGAACUUAGGAUUCAGGCCAACAGAGUGAUAUUUUCAUUAAAUAAAGCAAUUUCUAUGCUUUGUGUAAUGUCCAAUAUACCAUAUAUAUUAGAAAACGACUUUGAAAUAAUACGUAAAAACUUCCGUCCCAAGGAGAUAGCAUUUUUGAUUUACAUUUUACAAAUUUAUGAUAGUACAGACGCAAAAAAGACUGAUGAAGAAUGCAUCACGCUAUUUGGAGAAGUUUACGAUGCAAUCCAGAGGGUCAAAGUACUAAAAGCACAACGCUCCAAACAAAUGGAAAGUGAUGUUCAUGCCGUCGAUCACAAUCUAUUACAAAUAAUUAAUAUGCUUUUUACAAACAAAUGCAUCCGGCAAGAAUUAAAGGAGGAAAAAGCAAAAAAUCACGUAAAAGUCCCAUAUAUUUUAAACUUUAUAACAUACCUAGAAGAACUAAAGCAAAUCGCCAGAAAAAAACUUUUCAUCAGCGCUACUGAAGAAGAGGCUCGAGACAGGCGACUAAGACAAGCCUUUAAGUCAAAUAUGAUGCUAACAGCAGCCAUAAAAGAUUUGGAGCAGCAACUAGAAACUCAACGCACUCAACUAGGAAAUGAACUACAUAAAAAAGUUGACAUUUUUGACAAAAACAAUGCUAGAAUUGUUAGCAUUAAAGAAGAGUGCCAAAUAAGCAUAGAAAAGACAAUACAUGAAUCAGAGAAAAAAAUGAUGCAGCAAUGCUUGGAGAGUGAACAAAAGCAAGCUGCUCUGGCCAUAGAAGCUGAGACUAUUACAAAACAAUAUGAAACCUUAUUGGAAGAUAACUUUGCUGAGGAAAAAAAACUAAGAGCGAAGACCUUGAGAACAGAAACGCAGUUACAGAACUGGUUGACUAAGUAUGAUCAGGAUGUAGGGGAUAAACAAACUGAGUACGAAGAAGUUAAAGCUCAAUACGAUACAGAAAGAGAAGCCAUGGAUGAUCUGGAAGAUAAGAUGGACGCACAAGAAAAAAUGUACAUAGAACUAAUGGCCGAAAAGGAGGAGGAAGAAGAGAGAAUAUUCCAAGAAAUUGCUUAUAAGCUUUUAAUUAACAGAUCAGCAAGGAUUAUACAGAGAGCAUGGAGAGCGCAUAUACAGAGAAAGAGGUCGAGAAAGCGAGGAAAGAAGGGAAAACUCGAAAAAGCGAAAUUGCGUAUUACUAAAAAAGACGAUCCUAAUGCUGUGUUAGAGACUAAAUUCAAAGGUGACGUUUUCACAGAACUUAAAAAUCCAGAUGCAUUUUAGUCGUAUUUAGUUAUAAUAUUGCGACGAAAUAUGUUAAAAAUUGUAAUAAAAAAACGUACAUUUUUUA